ACACAUAUCAACAUCAACGAUUUAACAAACACCCUGUUUACACGUCAACUUUCGCUUUUCAGUGGCAUAACUUAAACCACAUCAAUUUCUACUGAAAAUCGCUAUAAAAAUAUUUAAAAUAGUAAAUAUAAAUGGUUCUAUUGACUUUUUAAAUCAUAGAACAUGAAAUUUGACUAUUUUAUUACGUCCAUUUCGGGCUUUUCGAUAUUUCUAAGCCUUCAAAUAUUCAUCACCUUUUUCAAUAAUGCCAUUUUUGUACACGGGAGCUUUGACCCAUUUAUGGAUAGCAACCUUUUUUCUAUCAAAUGGCAAGGGCAUCUUGAUUUAACCAGAGAAGAGGUAAGUACAUCUAUAAAAUCAAAGCGAGAAGUCCGGUCAAGAAUAUGGAGGUUAUCAGUUUUCAGAAUUCAGUUUUAAACCAGUUAUCACUAACUGAAUCAGUUAUAGUUUAUAGUUAUCAUUAUCAGUUUUUAAAAAUCCAUUCAUACUAUUUUGGGUAAAUUUACGCUUUCCACACCACUUAUUUCCCACAGGCGCCAUCUUGUUUGUCAUGGCAACGACAUGGCGGCUGUGUAAAAAAAAAUUAGUGCAAGACACAUCCUGCUAAAAUUGAGAGGGGAUAGACAGAGAUGUGUUGUUUUAGCUCUUACUGAGAGAAAUGAAAGGUAACCAAAUGAAAAUAGGAAUAAAAUGUUCAAAUUUAUUGAAAUAAAAUUUCAGCUGGUGCAUUUAUUGGUAAAUUUUGGGUUUACGGUAUGGGUUUUGCCAAAAGUUUUCUUACCCUAAGCGCAGUGACUUCACUUUGGGGAAUCCCAACUUAGGGUGAAUAGACCUAUUCAUUGUAGGGCCUCAAUGGUGUGUGUUUUAACAUUCCUGUUCUUUAUUGAGCAUUACUCGCGUCAUAAACGAUACGGUUAAUAUGAAGUAUAUUAAAAUGAAAUUUUCCAUUUAUUUGUAUUAAAAUUCAACUAACACGUUUCAAAAGAGAGGAAAAAAGAAACACAUCCUUGCUAGCACUUGGUGAUACCCCAAGACCCAACACUGGUGGAAAAAAAAGACGUGCGCCAAAAUUGCUGUAUUUUGAUUAGUUGAAAUCAAAAUAUCUGUAUAUUGAAACUUCGGUUACAAAAGGGAGACUACUGCUUAAAUUGCAUUUGGAAUCAUCUUCUAGGGACUGGGAAGGGGAGACCCCCUCCUCCAACCCCUCCCCUCACUUUAAAUACUAAAAUAAGAAACAAAGAAAUCCUCUUGGGAGGGGAGACCCCUCCCCAAUUUAAUAAAAAUAUCAAAUAAGAAAACAAUUAUGAGAAUACAAGCAUCAAAAUCUUUUUAUUAUGGCCCUGGGGGAACCUCCAUGACCUAUAUACUGCGGAACACAUCGUCAGCCUUACCGUGAACCCAAAAUCAGCCCAUUAAUUUUGUGGCAAACAGCAACUUUAUUGUAUCCCUUAAAUUUAGUAUACACUUUGUUGAAGGUUACACCAAAAAUAAAAUCCAAAAAUUGUCCGAAAAAUCAUUACAAUACGCAUUUUCCAAAAUACCAGAAAAUUUAAAUAUUAUAAUUAACCACCCAAUGAAAUUAUAAUUUAAAACAUUGCAUCAGCAUGUUAUUAUUUUUAUAAUAGAAAAGUCGACUCUAGUAACAAUCAAAGAAUAAAGAAUCCAACACAGUAGCUCAAAGUGGCUCGGAUUGCGUAAGUUGACCCUAUUUUGAUACUGAUACUACAGUUGAGUACAGCACUUGAUGCCAGUGCACUGUGCCUGUGCAGUAAUCAAUACAUUUGCUGGAGAAGCUAUCUAUCUUGAUUGCAAUAAUAUUAUAAUGAUAAUGUCAUCUGCACUUGCGCACAAUUUUAUUCAGUUAUUCAGUAUCAAUAGUAGAAUACACGCAAACAAAGACAAAUUGACCUUGAUAUCCACCUAAUAACGACAGUCAUCAAAUUUUAACAUUUAUUAUGUUCCCUAAAUAAUUAUUACAAUGUUUUCAAAGUCAGCUGACCCCAGACAAGCUUCAGGUCUAUUUCAUACUGUAUGUUGAUUACUUUAAAGUCUUAUCAUAUUUUAUAAUAAUGAAAAGAAUUAUCAAUUGACAAAAAAAAAGUAAAUUUAUGAUUAUUAUAGGUUUUUAAAAAAAUCAACAACUACAUUAUUAGGGUUUUGAUAGAAACAAUGUGAGCAAAGAUGGCGUUGGUUUCCUUUUUUUUCUUCUUCUAAACUAUGUCCUUUUACAAGCAUGAUACUCUCUCCUGAAGCAUGAUAUUAAUGAUAGGUAAAAGCAACCCAUGCUAACUUGAUUUUCUUGGUACUCAUAAGUGCAAUUUGUUCUAACAAAGAUGAACAAGUUGACUUGAAUAAUGACUAUGAAAUCACAGGCAGGUCUGAGACACUAUACAAAAUAUGUUUAUGAUUAUUUUGGAGAUUUAGAAAAUAAUUUUGAAUUAUACUUUUGUCAAGGUUUUUGAAUCUUUUAUGCAUGAAGUGAAUUUUGUUUUUUGACUAUGGAAGUCAUAAGAUUGCAGUGCAAUGCAUCCGAUAACACACUGAGAUUGUAAAGCAAAGUGAGAACAGAAUGUAGGGAGUGAUCACUUGGGUUUCUUGCAGUUUCUUGGCCAAUUUUGUUAGUCAGAACAGGGAACACCCGCCAGAAUUGCAUGUGAAAUUAUUUAGUUUCCACACAUUGUCAGAGUAUAUCUUAUCAAGCUCUGUGUUUCCUUAGUGAAAGAUGAUAUCUUAUCAAGCUCUGUAUUUGCUCAGUGAAAGAUGAUAUUUUAUCAACCUCUGUGUUUUGCUUAAUGAAAGAUUAUAUCUUAUCAAGCUCUGUAUUUUCUUAGUGAAAGAUGAUAUCUUAUCAAGCUCUGUGUUUGCGUAGUGGAAGAUGAUAUUUUAUCUAGCUCUGUGUUUGCUUAGUGGAAGAUGAUAUCUUAUCAAGCUCUGUGUUUGCUUAGUGAAAGAUGAUAAUUUUUCGGCUCUGCUUGUUUUUGUUUUUUAAAAAGUACUUCUUGAUUGACUGUAAAUAUGACUGUUCCAUUGUGCUUGUGAAAAUGUUAGAUAUAAUAACAUCUGUUACACAUUAAAUAAAAAGAGAUUGACAUUUUACCCCAAAAAACUAUCACAAAUAAUAUAUAAAUUAAAAAAUAAAAUCUUCAAUAAAUCUGUUUUGAAUUUUUACUCAGCUCUAGAUCUCAUGUAAAUAAGUGAAGUAAAAUUUAUAAUUAAAUUCAUUCAAAAAUUGCACUUGUAGUAUGGAGGGGAAAAAAAUGAUUCCUUUGUUAAGAAUUUAUUCUAAUUAACUUUCUCAACCACUAACAUCUUAUGGUUAUCUUGAUUGAAUCCUUGAUUUCAUUUUUCAGGUGGAAUUGCUGGGGGAUCGCCAUCUUAUGGUCACAACCAACGCUAACGAACAAUAUCGAUGUAUACUACCAGAUAGCAAGAAACCAUCUAAUGUAAAUAAUUUUUGAAGAAAAAAUCCUUACCUAUCUUUAGUUAUGAAAAAUAAAGUUACCUUUUUUUCUCCUCACGGUAAUAUUCUUGACCUUACAUUAUUAUAGCAUCAUCUAAAAUGUCAAUCUUUAUUGUGUUUAUUUAUCAGCUGAAUAUUAAAAAUCAAAAAGUUUUUUUGUUUUUUUUUAUUUAAUAUAUAAUGCAUUUUCACAGAUUUGUAAAACGAAAUAUAAGCCAUUAGUGAGUCUUUAAACAAAUUUUAAAAGAAUAAUAAUAAAUUUCAUAUACCAUUUAAAACAAAAGUUAUAAAACUUAAUCCUCAAUUUAUUACAGGAUGGAGGUUCAUCGCCGUCUGGACCUUCAGUUGAUGAAUUAAUGAAGCCAAUGUUCAAGCAAGCUCACUGCUCAUAUCGAGUAAAAUUCUUUAACAUUUCUCUUAGCUGCUGUGUGUACUUCUAUUAAAUAGCUGUUUUGUAACAUAUCUCUUAGCUGCUCUGUGUGCUUAUAUUAAAUAGCUGUUUUGGUGAACAAUUAAAAUAGAUUAAAUUUUUUGGAAUAACACAACUAAGCCUUCAAAUCAGUCAAUCAUUUUAUUUAUGUCAUAGAAUUUUUUUUUUAUCCCUUCUGCCAGUGAUCAAAGCUGCUUCUCUAAUUCUCUUUAUUGAAUUGAAAUUGAUCAAAAGAAGACAAAAUGUAUUCUAUUUUCAAAUCCUUUUUGUUUUGUUAUGGUUCUGGCUGGAAAAACUUUCUGUCGAUUAAUUUACCCACUUACCGUCAACGAGCUGAAACUUGGCACAAAGACUUGUUGCCAAUGACAACACAUUCUAUGACAACUUCAGCCCCACCCCCCAAACCAAAAGCCCAAAAAUCAGUUUUUCUUGUUUUUCAAGGUGAAGAUGAAGGAAAUAUGAUGCCACUGAUUUCAUGAAAUAAAAUUCCUGAUAACUGCGCUAAAUGAGAUUCUUUUUUAAAAAUGGCAAGGGUAAUGUUGUCUUUUGUUUUUAUGAAGUAGUUGGUGUAAUAAAUCUGCGUCAUAAGAGCCAGUGGGUCAUUAGAAUAUUACUAUAAAAUAAAAUAAUAAAAAAUGUGUUGAAACGAUUCAUAGAAAAAACUUUGUUUUCACGUGUUGUUUAAUUUUUUAAUAUUUCAAAUUCUUAGACAAUGUGCUACGGCAUAAGCAAAAAUAGUUUUUCAAAUAAAAAUAAAGAGAUGAUAUAAGAAUGGAAUAUGGGUAUUUCAAGGUUGAUGCGAUGAUCACAACAUUAAUAAAAAACACAAACCCUGCUUAUUGUUCAAGGAGAAUCUGGAUUCCAUGGGCCGUCCUGGUGCAUCUCAACAAAGGAAUAAUGGCUGUCGAGUGUGAACAUUGCCCGUGUUGAAGGAAAUCUGCAUUGUAUCACUGUCCCAUUCAUGAGUUAAUAACAAAAGAAACGUGUCAUCUGUUUUCAGAUAGAGAGUUACUGGACCGUGGAACUAUGCCACGGUAAACAUUUGAAGCAGUACCACGAGACAAAAGAGCAGGGAAUGGUGAGGGCAAGUUCUCUUUUAUUUCCUUCUUAUCAACUUAAAUCAAGUAAAAAGUCAAAUUAAUGAAUCGUCUGUUUCCCAAAGGCUGCACCUUAAUUUAAAUUAAGUACAUUAGGAAAUGGUGUCAGCGAGCCGUUAAGCUGGAUUGCUCUUAAUGCUCUUCCCCAAAGCACACUCCCUUCUUCAAGCAUGAAAAGUCCCCUAUCGGGCUGCAAAGGUCUCAUGCUAGGAAAGCCCCUGCCUGUAGCAUCACUCAACUAGCUUUAUAUCAUAUAGGCCAUGUCAGCCUAAGGACAACAGGCCUGUUGGGGAUGUUGCUCUGACAACAUGGGAAGUUGAUUUCCCCAGGGGUCAGGAUGAUGUAUUUACUUCCUAAUAUCUCCCCCCACCAAUCCCGGGAACCUAAAUCAAAUACAUUGUUGGAUCACUAACAAUGAUGGUUGUUUUAAGUAUCAAUUUGUGUGAGUUAGUCUUUAAAUCUGAUAUCAAUUUGUCUGAUUUAGUUUAUAAAUCUGAUGAUAUCAAUUUGUCUGAUUUAGUUUUUAAAUCUGAUACCAAUUUGUGUGAUUCAGUUUAUAAAUCUGAUGAUAUUAAUUUGUCUGAUUUAGUUUUUAAAUCUGAUACCAAUUUGUGUGAUUCAGUUUAUAAAUCUGAUGAUAUCAAUUUGUCUGAUUUAGUUUUUAAAUCUGAUACCAAUUUGUGUGAUUCAGUUUAUAAAUCUGAUGAUAUCAAUUUGUCUGAUUUAGUUUUUAAAUCUGAUACCAAUUUGUGUGAUUUAGUUUAUAAAUCUGAUGAUAUCAAUUUGUCUGAUUUAGUUUUUAAAUCUGAUACCAAUUUGUGUGAUUCAGUUUUUAAAUCUGGUGACAUCAAUAUGUGUGAUUUAUUCUUGUGAUUAUUUCAGCAACCAAAAGUACAAGAAUAUUACCUUGGAUUUGGCAAUCACAGAGAGAAAUUGAAAGGUAAAUAAGAACAAUGUGUAAGCUUCUAUCAAAUCUGGAAAACAGUUUUUUCUAUAUGAAUUAAAAAGUAAAGAAUAUUCAUCCUCUUGACAAAGUAUUAUUAUAAAAUAAUUUUAAAAAGUUGUGUAAUAAUUUUUUAAUUUUUUUGUCACAUAAUGUAACACUCACCAUGUAAUGUAACACUCAUCACGCAAUGUAAUACUCAUCUUGAUAUCAAAUUUCUCUUUCUGUGCAUUUUUAUCAUGGAAAUUCAAAGCAGAAUAUCACAGCAGUGUAGUUCAAUGAAUGAUUAGAAGAGUUCAUUAAUGAGUUUACUUCUCAUCUGCAUUUCUUUUUAUAGAAGUAUGCUUAAUAAAUAAUAACAUAUGAUCUGCUUUCUAUUUUCUACUUUAAAAACUUGUGGUUACUUUUGAUUACCUUAUUAGUUACUUCUGAUUACCUUAUUAGUUACUUCUGAUUACCUAAUUAGUUACUUCUGAUUACCUAUUUAAAGUACUCAUUGUUUAUGUAGAUAAUAUCAUUUGCUUUAGUUUUAGAAAAUGUUUCAAGUAUCACCUCUCUGUUGUCAGAUGAAGGCAAGCUAGUCGAAGAAGCCACGAUACCUCUCCGAGAUGUUGACGGUGUCAUGCUGCCAUAUUAUGAAAUCAUAAUGGAUGACGGCACCAAAUGUGACCUGACGGGCUUGCCAAGGAAAUCCCACGUAUUGUACGUGUGUCAGCCCGAGGGGCGGGGUGAGGUGUAUGGCUUCAAAGAGAGCUCAACUUGUGAAUAUGAAAUUAUUGUUCUCUCAGCUUUGCUGUGUAAGCAUCCCAGCUACAGGUGAGACAUUAGAUCUAUUGAAUUAUUCAAACAUCUUUGCCUAAGUGUCUUAAACCAGGAUUCUCAAACUACAAUCACCAAAAAUACAUCAAGUAUUAUUUAGCCAGCCCAAGGAGGCAUAGCACAUCAUAUACAUUAUUAUAGAGCAUUUUAACAACAAUCACUUUGCAAGAGCGUUAUCUUUGAGGGCCACAGGUUCGUGAGCCAUUUCAUAAAGCAUAUCUGCUAAGAAAACAUUUUCGGAGUCACAGACAGGGGGAGGUUAUGAUAACUCCAUCAUAGAUUAGUAAAAACAAUAAAAAUUUAAAACUGAAAGACGCAUAUUUAUUCAUUCAGAGAGCCACAGGCAACUCAGGUGCUGUAGGUUGAGGACCAUUGCCUUAGAAAAAUGGAAUAACCAAUUUGUUGCAAAUUUACAUGUUUUUAAAAAUUCUUAAGUCGUGUUUUUUAUCAUUUGAGCCAAGAGGUAUGAAAGAUUUGUAGACAAUCCAACAAGUGUUAUUUCUUGCCUUAGUGUAUUCAACUCUUAGACUGUUACAGGACUAACAAUCACAAAGUAAUAAAGAACAAUUAAAGAAAAGUAAAAAAAAACAAUUAAAGAUAUCAAUGUUGCUGAAUUGUUAAAGGAUUUGCUUUGAUUCUGGUACAUCCACAAGAAAACAUUGAUCACACGCUCUCUAGCAGACCUGUUUACUCUUACGAUUUUGGCGUACAAUGUACGAUUUUGAGGUGUAUACAUUAUAUAUAAUGUAUGUUUAUUUUUUAAUAUUAAGAUAAUGUAUUGAACAAUUUUGUGAUGAUAUUGUACGAUUUUAAGAGUUUGAGAGUAAACAGGUCUGCUCUAGUACCACCACCGGCACAUAAAGUAAAGAUGCAUUCUAAAACCCAGUGGCUCUCACAUUGUUGGCCAGUUCUCCAUGAGAAUGUACCAAAUUAAUAAUUGUACAUUUUUUUAAAUUUUCACUGUGUUACAAAAAAUAAUUAAUUAGAUUAAAGCAAGAGAUUGCAUAGUUUUUCUCUCAUUGCUACUAGUUUGCAAAGGAACCAAUUGAAAAUGAUUAUAACCGUUGUAAUAAUACGGCAGCAUAAAAAUGUAUGAAGUUUAAGAGAUCUUAUCAUGCCUAACUUCUAACUCUUUUGUAUUUUUAAACAUAAAAUGUUCCUUUAAAAAAAUAGGCCUAAAACCCAGCCUGUAAGUGAAAUAAGAUGUCAUGCCAUGUUCGGCUCACCCCUAAAGCCAAGGGAGCUUACCAGUGUUGAGUAUGAAGCAAGAUAUUUACAGAAUGCUGGACAGGUCAAGUUGUUUUCAGUUAUAUACUUUUCCAUUAGUUUAAACGUUUAAUCUGGGGAAGGCGUGACUCUUAAAUACUCAAGUCAAUGACAAUAAAUUUAGAUGAUGUCCGUCAGUGUCAUGGAGAACUUUUUAACAAAAUUUUGUUUAAUUGGAGAGCUAAUAUUGAGAUCCAUCUCAGAAUGUCACAAAUUGAAAUGAGAAGGAAAACAGAAAUUUCAGUGUGAAUAAAAUGAAUUACUUACUGAGUGAAACAAAAUUCAAUCUGCAUCACAAGAAACCUCUGGAUUAUUCCAUGUCAGAAGGGUUGGACUGUGAUAAAGCUUAUAAGUAGAUUAAUGAGACACAAACAAUGGACUGUGAUAAAGCUUAUAAGUAGAUUAAUGAGACACAAACAAUGGACUGUGAUAAAGCUUAUAAGUAGAUCAAUGAGACACAAACAAUGGACUGUGAUAAAGCUUAUAAGUAGAUUAAUGAGACACAAACAAUGGACUAUGAUAAAGCUUAUAAGUAGAUCAAUGAGACACAAACAAUGGACUGUGAUAAAGCUUAUAAGUAGAUCAAUGAGGCACAAACAAUGGACAUACGUAAAGAGCUUUCAUCAGGUAGGACACGUACAUUACGUAAAUGUAAUUGACAAACCUAUGAAAAUGUUUAUUGUUCCGCUAAAAAUGUGCCGAAACGUUUGAAUUUGUAUUUUUUGUGUAACCUUAAUUAUAGCUCAACAUAUAUUGUUUUAUUUACACAAAUUGUGUGUGUCUCAUUGUGCUGGGUUAUCCAAUAGAACUUUUAAAGAUAAAAAUUUCCCAUUUUCAUUAGUGGCAUUUUGCUCUUUUUCAUUUGAUGAAACUUCAGGAGUUCCUUACCCAAGAAGUGCCUAGGGACACCGAAGAAGUGAGGAAGCCCAGAUUCAUCCGCAAGCCGCCGACAGGAGAGAAAGAUGCAGCCGAGCUAAAGGCACUGGAAGAGCAACAAUCCCGUCUCAGUGACAUCACUGAUAAACAAACUCUAAGGGCUUUUCUAACUGGUAGCCAGUGUUUAAGAGGGGUGAGUCGUUUUCUUUAAAUUAAAAAUAAUUAUGGGAUAAGGAGAUGUAAGAGAGUAUAAGUAAGGAUUUGUAAUGGUGGUAUAUGUGAGGAUUUGUAAUGGUGGUAUACAUGAGGAUUUGUAAUGGUGGUAUAUGUGAGGAGUUGUAAUGGUGGUAUAUGUGAAGAUUUGUAAUGGUGGUAUAAAUGAGGAUUUGUAAUAGUGGUAUAAAUGAGGAUUUGUAAUGGUGGUAUAAAUGAGGAUUUGUAUUGGUGGUAUAAAUGAGGAUUUGUAAUAGUGGUAUAAAUGAGGAUUUGUAUUGGUGGUAAAUGUGAGGAUUUGUAAUGGUGGUAUAUUUGAGGAUUUGUAAUGGUGGUAUAUGUGAGGAUUUGUAAUGGUGGUAUAUGUGAGGAUUUGUAAUGGUGGUAUAUGUGAGGAUUUGUAAUGGCGGCAUAAAUGCGGAUUUGUAAUGGUGGUAUAUGUGAGGAUUUGUAAUGGUGGUAUAUGUGAGGAUUUGUAAUGGCGGCAUAAAUGCGGAUUUGUAAUGGUGGUAUAAUAUGUGAGGAUUUGUAAUGGUGGUACAUGUGAGGAUUUGUAAUGGUGGUAUAAGAGAGAUUGUGGGAUAUGGUGUUUUUUUAAAGAAUGAAUUCAACUCUUUACAGUAUGAGAUAAGUCAUUUAGUUUAGUUUAUUUUUUUGUAUGUUUUCGCUGAAGAAAGCUUUCUGCUGACAUGGAUCUUGUUUUGUAGUGCCAAUGUCUCUAGGUUUUGUUCUCAACCCCCCCCACACCCACAACCUUAUUAUCCUGUUAUGGGACUAUGAGCGAGCCUUAAGUGUAAUGAAAAUAUAGAGAGAUAGUAAAUUAUAAUAGAGCGUUUUGAGCCAGGGUAAAUUGCUGGGAACUAAUAUAGAAAAUAGGUCAAGUUGAAAUAUAUUACUACAUGAUUAAAAGACAUUUCUUUUUUGACACUAUAUACGUCUGGAAGUAUAGUUAUAGCCCAGUUCCAAGUCUUAGUGUUGUUUUUUUCACAGUUGCAUUCAGAACAAAUAUAACAAUACAAACUAUUCUUGUCUCUUUAAUGAACCCCUGUAAGAAAUGAUACAACGCAGUAACCUGUGUGUUUGUAACUCUCUCUCUCUCUCUGACAGGGCAACCUAUUCUUGUCUCUUUAAUGAACCCCUGUAAGAAAUGAUACAACGCAGUAACCUGUGUGUUUGUUACUCUCUCUGACAGGGCAACCUAUUCUUGUCUCUCUAACCUGUGUGUUUGUUCCUCUCUCUCUGACAGGGCAACCUAUUCUUGUCUCUCUAACCUGUGUGUUUGUUCCUCUCUCUCUGACAGGGCAACCUAUUCUUGUCUCUCUAACCUGUGUGUUUGUUCCUCUCUCUGACAGGGCACCGGAUGGUGGAAACAUGAAGUUUGUUUUGGCAAGUUUGCCAAGCAGUUCCAUGCUGUAAGUGUCAGUGACAGAAAUAAGUAGCAACUCUGUCACUAUGGCAGUUCUGAGUAAUGUCCAAGUUUUAUUUAUACAUACACUCAUGUCAUUUAAACAUAAUACUUAACAUGUGAUCAUUUUUUUUAAUCAUUUAAACGCAUGCUUGAAAUAUGAUAAUUUUUUUAAUCAUUUAAACCCAUCAGACUUGAAAUGUGAUAGUUUUUUUAAUCAUUUAAACCCAUCAGACUUGAAAAGUGAUAGUUUUUGUAAUCAUUUAAACCCAUCAGACUUGAAAUGUGAUAGUUUUUUUAAUCAUUUAAACCCAUCAGACUUGAAAUGUGAUAGUUUUUGUAAUUAUUUAAACCCAUCAGACUUGAAAUGUGAUAGUUUUUGUAAUCAUUUAAACCCAUCAGACUUGAAAUGUGAUGGUUUUUGUAAUCAUUUAAACCCAUCAGACUUGAAAUGUGAUGGUUUUUGUAAUCAUUUAAACCCAUCAGACUUGAAAUGUGAUAGUUUUUUUAAUCAUUUAAACCCAUCAGACUUGAAAUGUGAUAGUUUUUGUAAUCAUUUAAACCCAUCAGACUUGAAAUGUGAUAGUUUUUGUAAUCAUUUAAACCCAUCAGACUUGAAAUGUGAUAGUUUUUGUAAUCAUUUAAACCCAUCAGACUUGAAAUGUGAUAGUUUUUGUAAUCAUUUAAACCCAUCAGACUUGAAAUGUGAUAGUUUUUGUAAUCAUUUAAACCCAUCAGACUUGAAAUGUGAUAGUUUUUGUAAUCAUUUAAACCCAUCAGACUUGAAAUGUGAUAGUUUUUGUAAUCAUUUAAACCCAUCAGACUUGAAAUGUGAUAGUUUUUGUAAUCAUUUAAACCCAUCAGACUUGAAAUGUGAUAGUUUUUGUAAUCAUUUAAACCCAUCAGACUUGAAAUGUGAUAGUUUUUGUAAUCAUUUAAACCCAUCAGACUUGAAAUGUGAUAGUUUUUGUAAUCAUUUAAACCCAUCAGACUUGAAAUGUGAUCGUUUUUGUAAUCAUUUAAACCCAUCAGACUUGAAAUGUGAUAGUUUUUGUAAUCAUUUAAACCCAUCAGACUUGAAAUGUGAUAGUUUUUGUAAUCAUUUAAACCCAUCAGACUUGAAAUGUGAUAGUUUUUGUAAUCAUUUAAACCCAUCAGACUUGAAAUGUGAUCGUUUUUGUAAUUAUUUACAACAGAAUACUCUUCUUUAUUCUGAGUUUGAGUUGAAUAAUUCCUCCAAGGGAAAUGAGUGCCUUGUCAGAAAUGCUAUGGCCACUAGGAUACUUCUGGCCACUAGGAUACUUCUGGCCACUAGGAUACUUCUGGCCACUAGGAUACUUCUGGCCUCUAGGAUACUUCUGGCCACUAGGAUACUUCUGGCCACCAGGAUACUGCAGUCAAGUUUACACGACACAUUUCUGGACAUAUUUAAAACCCUUGUUUUGCACUGUUUCCUUUAGGAGGCUGGUAAAGAAGUGAAUAUUUUCUUGGGUUAUUGGGACAAAGAAAAGCAUUUGGCUUGGCUUCAAGAAAAUCCACAAAAGAGACCCAGACCAGCGGAAGGACGGAAGUAACUAAAUACAUUUUAUUUCAAUGAAAUCCAAAGUUUCAAACUUAAAGUAACGGCAUGAGCACGCUAAUAAUAAUAUAAACAAAUUGAUAUUAUAUUAUGUGGAAAGAGAAAUUUAAAAAAAAAAAUUUUUGAAACUCUUGUUCCGUUUAUUCUACGUAUUCAUUAUAAAUUAGGGUACCGGUACUUAUUUUCAAGUCCAAUAAUCAGAAUAAAACUAAUCAAAAUUAUUUUUGGGUGUGACUUGAUGAACAAAGCUAAAAGAUUUUUUAUUUAUCUUUAAUGCUCACUACCCGAUCCUUGACAAGAAUUUAUUCAUGCGGUCAAUAAGCUGCACCUGAAAAAUUCAUGGACAAAAUCUAUAAUUUUAGAAGAAAACAUGGCUUCCAAUGUUUUCUUGGUCAGCAUUUCUCCCAACUUGUCACUUUGUUUAUAACAAAAAUAUUAUAUGUAUUUUUAAACACCCAUUUGUAUCGCUUCAGACUUGUAUCGCUUUACUAUUCAAAUGGUGAUGUCUGUGAUCUGACCAAGAAGCCUAGAAACUGUGAAGUACGCUUGAAGUGAGUUCAUUUCACAAAGCUCUUAUCAAGUACCUGCUUUUGUUAUAAUUCAUUAUGUUCUUCUUCACAGAUAUCUUGAUUUUAUUUUGAUCGUAUUAAUUAAGCCUUCCCUAAUGCAUACAUACUAAUUCUUUAUAUUUGACUCUAUACAAAAAUGUUUUUCUACAUUUGUAGGUGCUUGCAAAAUCCCAAGAUGCCACAUGCUGUAGUGUUAUCUUUAGCUGAACCUGAGUCUUGUCAGUAUGUUUUAACUGUAAGUUUUACUUUAAUUCUAUAUGAAGUAUAACUCACAGAGUAGGGGAAAACCUGAAUGAUCACAAAACAAAACAAAUGGACUUGUUCAUGAGUUUCCUAGGGCCCAAUCUAAAAAUACCGAGAACGUUAACAUCUUGCUGAAAAUGGGUCCCCAACCUUCCAUUUUUGAUAUGUAAUGGGUCCCCAACCUUCCAUUUUUUAUAUGUAAUAGGUCCCCAACCUUCCAUUUUUGAUAUGUAAUAGGUCCCCAACCUUCCAUUUUGGAUAUGUAAUAGGUCCCCAACCUUCCAUUUUGGAUAUGUAAUAAAGAGUUUUCCAAUACCUUGCUGAAAAUGGGUCCCCAACCUUCCAUUUUUGAUAUGUAAUAAAGAGUUUUCCAAUACCUUGUUUUUGAUAUCAAUGUAGAUUUUUUGAGUUUUGCUAGAGCUUAGAGCUAACUUUUUUUAUUUUUUAAAAAGCUCUGGGCUUUUUUUUUGUGAAGAAAAGAUAUUACUGAGUUCAAUCAGCAAUGCAUAAAUAAGCAUUACUGAAUUUUCGAUUCCGAAAAUACAGAGAAACGGGUGGAUAACGGGAUAUCUAAAUUUUUAAAAUUAUAAUAGAUCUAAUCUCUAUAUUUAUUGAGCAUGUUGGGAAGUCUAGUCCAUAAGUGCCUUCAUCUCAAAUACUUAUUGAAUAUCUAGUCUAUAAGUGCCUUCAUCUCAAAUACUCAUUGAAUGUCUAGUCUAUGAGUGCCUCCAUCUCAAAUACUUAUUGAAUGUCUAGUCCAUAAGUGCCUUCAUCUCAAAUACUUAUUGAAUGUCUAGUUCAUAAGUGCCUUCAUCUCAAAUACUUAUUGAAUGUCUAGUCCAUAAGUGCCUUCCUCUCAAAUACUUAUUGAUAAGUGCCUUCAUCUCAAAUACUUAUUGAAUGUCUAGUUCAUAAGUGCCUUCAUCUCAAAUACUUAUUGAAUGUCUAGUCCAUAAGUGCCUUCAUCUCAAAUACUUAUUGAAUGUCUAGUCCAUAAGUGCCUUCACCUCAAAUACUUAUUGAAUGUCUAGUCCAUAAGUGCCUUCAUCUCAAAUACUUAUUGAAUGUCUAGUCCAUAAGUGCCUUCAUCUCAAAUACUUAUUGAAUGUCUAGUCCAUAAGUGCCUUCAUCUCAAAUACUUAUUGAAUGUCUAGUCCAUAAGUGCCUUCAUCUCAAAUACUUAUUGAAAUCAAUUUUAAUUAACUGUUAACCUGUUUUAUUUGUUUUUCAGUUUCAUUGUCAACAUAAUUUUUAUUAUCACCUAAUUUUUGUUGUUGUUUUAUUUGCAGGUUGAAUCUGCUAUAUUUUGUCCCAUUAUGAAAGAUGCAGACGAGAAUGGACUGUUUGAUAAUUUAGAAAUCUGAAUGUAGAACACAGGUGAAUAUUUUAUUAGUUUAAGUUCAAGGAAUAUUUCCGAUAUCGUGACAGAGUUCUCUCCCAUUAAGGCAUAUUUCUAUGUUAGCCGAGCAUCUGUGUGUAAUAAAUGCAUAUUUGAUUGUUUGAUAUUUGAUGUGGAACCAUUACUCUGAGCACAAAUUUUAAAUAUAUCCUAGAUGUCAAUAUUUUGGAGUUCAUUUAUGACGUCAGAUUGGUGUAGGUCAGUUAUGACAUUAGAUUGUUGUGGUUUUCUGCUAAUGCCAUCUCAGACUUAACACUUUCUGGACUUUGUAUUAAGGUAUUUAGUGCUCUGAUGACCUCAGCACACAGCAGUGUUUCUAAAUGUUUUCUGCAAUCUUUUUAAAACAAUGUGCUGUAAAAAAAAAAUGCUUUAGCCACUAAGAAUUCAUUUUGAAAUGUUUUGUAAAAUCCAUAUGGGGUUUUCUUUCUUUGUAACUUGGACUGGAGUGUGUGUUAUUUCAUCAGUGUUGUUGUUGUCAGUGUUAUAUCAUUACUGGGUGGUUGAAAUUUUUGGGAAGUGUUACAUUUUAAUCUCUGAUAUGGCUCACCAAAUGUAAACAAUUCAUCAAUGAGAUAUGUUAUGAUCAUAUGUCAGUAUAUCUUAAGUCCUGUUGAGGAAGCUUAGACUUAUUCUCACCUUUAUAAUUUUAUCAUUCUUGUGCAUUAUGGCAAUUCAUUCAAUAUUUAUCCUAUUUUUUAAUUUUAUUCUUGAUCAAUAUAUUUUGUAUGGUAAUAAGGGGAGAGACUGCAUUUCCUACAUAUUUUGUAUGGCAGUGCACAGUAAAAUUCCAAACUAAGUUCUAUUUUAUUAUAUUUACUUUUAGGUUUGGGGGAUAAAUUUUAUCAAAUUAUUCAUCAUGUUAUUAAGUUAAGUUAAAUGCCAUCAGUGAAUUUUUGAUAAGCUCUUUUGUUCUAAUUCUAAGCUGUGAUUGCAUUAUGUGUGUUCAUAAACUAAACAUUGUGAGAGUUGAUUUUUGAGGACUGGUACAGAGAGAGUUUUCAUGGAUCAUUUUUGUCUUGUGGUUAGAUAUCAUUUGGUUGAUUGAAUGUGUGCUUGCCGAUGUUAUACCAUUUUGUACAUUUGAUAUGUUGAUUCUGAGUUCACUAAUAAGCAGGUGCUUCCAGGUUUUCAUGGCAGUAAGAAAAUUAAACAAUUUGGUUGCUGAUUUGAUGCAAUUAAUCAUCUGUAAUUAUAUGAUUUAGUGAAAUUCUGUAGUUUCUUUUAUCUUGUAGAAUUGUCAUAGCCAUGCAAGGAUUCAGUAAAUAGCUUAUUUAUUAUAAGGUGUUGCUUUUAGAUAUUUUAAAAAAUAAUUUGUUGGUCAUCCAAAUAUCUAUGCAAGAUUUUUUCUAUUCAGAUAUAAAGAUAUGGCAUGCAAUGGUUAUGGCAUCUUAUCUGUUCAUACAGAUACUCACAACAAAGAUCAGAUUUUAAA
Lymnaea stagnalis (great pond snail) is the source of this 15731-nucleotide messenger RNA. The record is from the annotation of a GenBank genome assembly. NCBI's taxonomy places the organism in Eukaryota, Metazoa, Mollusca, Gastropoda, Lymnaeidae.